AUGCCCCUGCUCUUCACCCUCUUCGAGCUGGCCCGCAACCCCAGCGUCCAGACGGCCAUUCGCCGGGAGAUUGCCGAGGCCGAGUCGCAGGGGCCACGGGAGCUCUCCAAGGUGCUGAACUCCAUGCCCUUGCUCAAAAGCGCCCUCAAGGAGACACUGAGGCUCUACCCUGUGGGCAUAACGGUGCAGCGCUACCCAACCAAAGACGUGGUGCUCCAGAACUACUGCGUGCCGGCUGGGACCCUGUGCCAGGUGGGGCUGUACGCCAUGGGCCGGAGCCCGGAGGUGUUCAGCAACCCGGAGCGCUACGACCCCAUGCGCUGGCUGAGCAAGGAGGAUAACAGCUUCAAGGCCCUGGCCUUCGGCUUCGGGGCCCGGCAGUGCAUCGGCCGCCGCUUGGCAGAGACCGAAAUGAUGCUGUUCCUCAUGCACGUCCUGCGGAACUUCCGGAUCGACACGGUGUCCAAGGCCGAUAUUAAAACCGUCUUCGGGUUCAUCCUCAUGCCGGAGAAGCCGCCUCUGCUCACGUUUCGGCCCAUCGACUGA
Molecule: messenger RNA, 546 nt
Organism: Terrapene triunguis (Three-toed box turtle)
Lineage: Eukaryota; Metazoa; Chordata; Testudines; Emydidae
Product: cytochrome P450 11B, mitochondrial-like
Exons: 4
Coding region: 1-546 (181 amino acids)
Biological process (GO): cellular response to peptide hormone stimulus; cholesterol metabolic process; cortisol metabolic process
Cellular component (GO): mitochondrial inner membrane
Molecular function (GO): heme binding; iron ion binding; corticosterone 18-monooxygenase activity
Source: RefSeq, a predicted model, not a curated record